This is a messenger RNA of Chironomus riparius, 1273 nucleotides long. Lineage: Eukaryota; Metazoa; Arthropoda; Insecta; Diptera; Chironomidae. The record is from the annotation of a GenBank genome assembly.
GAAUGUGGAAGUUUAUUUUAUUAUUAGCGCUGUUUGCAUCAGCAUAUUGUGCACAAAAUAAUGGAAAACUCAAAUCAGAAAAUCCUAAAUUAUUAACCAAGUUUGCUGGUGAAAUUUAUCAGAAAUCAGUUGAAGGAAGAUCCGGAAAUGUCAUCAUAUCGCCAGCAUCAGUCCGUUCUGUUCUUACAAUGGCAUUAUUUGGAGCUGCAAGAAAGACGAGGACUGAGAUGAUAAGAGGUCUUAAAUAUCCUCGUAAUUUUAGUAAUGAUAAAAUAGCUGAUACUUAUGAAAAACUUGCUAAAAGUGUUGGUGAAAAUACGGACAUCAAAAUAGCCAACAAAGUUUACAUCAUGAACAAUUACACAAUUAAGCCCUCAUUCCAGCAAUUAGUGACAAGGAGCUUUAAAUCUAAAGCUGAAAGCAUUGACUUUAAAAAGAAUGUCGAGGCAGCAGGAAUUAUCAAUGAAUGGAUUGAAGGUCAGACAGAUAAUAUGAUCAACAAUCUUAUAUCACCUAGCUUGCUCAAUAACGACACAAGGAUGGUUCUUGUCAACACUGUUUAUUUCAAAGGCAUCUGGCAAUAUAAAUUUGAAAUCUUGAACUUUAGAAACAUGCCGUACGUAGAACCUUUCUAUGUCAGUGAAACUGAGUCAGUUGACAUUGAAAUGAUGAAAUUGAACGAAAAUCUAUUUUAUGCGGAUUUUGAUGAAUUUGAUGCAAAGGCACUGAGGCUUCCAUAUAAAAACUCUAGUGUUGAAAUGCUUAUAGUGCUGCCAAGAAAAAGAACUGGCUUAGCUGAUUUGGAAGAAAAGCUAAGCAGUUUAAAUAUUAAACAUUUAUGGAAGGAAAUGUAUGAAACCAAAGUUGAUGUGUCGAUACCAAAGUUCAAGAUCGAGUAUGAAAUUGAAUUGAAGGAACCACUUGAGAAGAUGGGUAUGAAGCGUAUGUUCUCAAAUGAUGCAGAAUUUGGUAACAUGUUAAACAGCAAUGAGCGCUUACAUAUCUCAAAAAUCAUCCAUAAAUCCUUAAUUGAAGUCGACGAAGUGGGCUCUAAAGCUGCGUCAUCAACGGCUGGAAUGGUUCUUGAGACCCGAAUGGGAGGAGACUUUGAUUUGGAAAGAGAAGAAAAUUUUUAUGCUGAACAUCCUUUCUUGUUCUUUUUGAUUGAGAAAAAAACAACUCAAAUUUUGUUUUUGGGAAGAGUUGUGAAAUUUUAAUUUUGUUUUUGUAUUUUAACUAUUUAUAUUUGGGGUUUCCAAGGCUUGGAAACUCA